AUGUCGUCCUCCGGCCUGCUCUACGCAGACGACUCGUACGACGAGUCGUACUCGUGGAUGUACUUUGCCGAAGACCCCAUGCUUGCCUCCUUCUCUGCCUCGCAUAACGAGUCCAAGAAAAAGAAGAAGAAGAAGCGCCGGAAGCACAGCUCGUCCACUGCCGCCGCCGGCUCGUCGGACGCUGACUCUGCCGCAGGCGCAUCUUCGGUUGACGCGGCUGCCGUGGCUGCUGCGACCGGUGCGUCGCCGUCUUCGCAGCACUCGGUCCACAAGGUCACCACCGUAACCACCGUUACCGAGACCGUCGAGAGCCAUGCCGAGUCUGGAUCUCGCAAGCACCGCAAGAAGAAGAAGCACCGCGCUGAUCCGAAGCCGGAGGCCGAGCCGGUCGAUGACGUCCCGCGUGCCACGUCGCCCAAGCGCAUGCGCAAGCGCAAGAAGCGACCGGAGGAGAAGGCCACCGCUCUCGCUGCUACCGCUCUCGCUCCCGAGCCUGAGAAUGAGACUGAGGCUGAAGCCGAAGACUCGGCGCCAACCGCCGAUGCCGAGAGCUCGCGCAAGAAGAAGCGCAAGCACAAGUCCCGCAAGUCGUCCGCUGAAGACUCGUCAGUCAUCACCAGCACCACCACCAAGACCACCGAGGUGCUCACGACCUCAUCUGCCGCCGCCGCUGCCGCCGCCAAGCCCGAGACUUCCGAGCCCGAGUCCGAGUCCAAGAAGCGCCGCAAGAAGAAGAAGAAGCAUCGCCACGCCGAGCCGGAGCACGCUCCCGAGCCCACACCUGAGCCCGAGACUGCCGAGGCCGAGUCCGAGUCCAAGAAGCGCCGCAAGAAGAAGAAGCAUCGCCACGCCGAGCCCGAGCACGCUCCCGAGCCCACACCUGAGCCCGAGGCCGAGUCGGCAUCGACCAAGUCGCGCAAGAAGAAGCGCAAGCACCGCUCACACGCUGCUGCUGACGCCGACGCUGCUCCGUCACCGGCUUCAGAGAUGGUCGAGACCGUGACCACCACCGUGACCACCGAGGUUUUGAGCGACAGUGGCGACGGUGCGUCACCGGCGUCAUCCAAGAAGAAGAAGAAGAAGCGCCGCCAUCACCGCUCGGCCUCGGCCUCGGCUUCUGACGACGGCUCGACCAAGCGCCGCCGCCAUCACCGCCGCCACCGCUCGACGCCAUCCGACGACGCCGCGCCGUCGCCCGCUGCUUCGGCCUCGGCCACCAACGACGACCUCAGCUCGUCCAAGAAGAAGAAGAAGAAGAAGCGCCAUCACCGCAGCCACCGCUCCGGCGCAGGCGCCUCGUCCGUUGACGCUUCGGCCGAGUCGGAUGUUGAGUCGACGUCGUCGACCCGCCGCCGCCACCACCGCGGCCACCGCAAGCGCAAGGCUGCCGCCGCUGCUGCUGCUGCUGCUGCUGCCGAGGCUGCCAAGGCCCCGGCCUCGCCGGCCUCCUCAGCCUCAUCGCCGGGCAAGGUCACCAAGAAGACCGUUGAGACUAUCACCACCACCGUCAUCCAGACCGAGGAUGGUGCUUCUGUCUCGCGCCGCAAGCGCAAGAAGAAGUCAUCGGCCAAGGCUCCGUCGCCCAUUCCGGACAAUGCCUCUGCCGGCUCGCCCUCCUCUUCGCGCAAGCACAAGAAGCGCCGCCAUCGCUCCUCAAAGGCUGCAUAACUUGCCAACUUGUAAACGUGGACCACCUCGCA
Molecule: messenger RNA, 1700 nt
Organism: Thecamonas trahens ATCC 50062
Lineage: Eukaryota; Apusomonadida; Apusomonadidae
Exons: 2
Coding region: 1-1668 (555 amino acids)
Source: RefSeq, a predicted model, not a curated record